GGGGAGCAUGCGGGCGGCGCUGGCCCUGGGCUCCCUGCUGGGCAGCCUCCUGCUCUGCCUCUGCCUGGCCUGGCUCUCCGGCGAUGGCUCCCCCGGGGGCAGGGCCCCGGAGCAGGAGCAGGAGCAGGAGAGGGAGCGCCAGGAGAGCCCCUUCCCCCCGAAGGAGGACAGACCCCCGGGGCUCCGGAUGAGGAGCCUCCGCUCGCCGCCCGACGCCCUCCAGCAGCCCCUUCCCCCGGAAUGGCUCUCCCUCGGCAGAACAACUCCUAAUGAAACGGGGACUCAGAAGUCUGAGCAAGGCUCAAAAUGCAAAGAAAUGUGGAACAACAAUUGGUCAUCAUCCAUCAAGAAGAAAAGGUAUUCUGAAGACUAUUAUUUGCAAAUAGUUGGGAAACUACAGAACUGUACAUGGAAGAAGAGGCCACAAGAAUAUACUAAAUUCAGGUCAGAGCUCACCUCAUGCUGUGAUGCGGCUCACAACUUUAUCGCUUCUCAAAACAAUACCCCACUAGGAAGCAACAUGAGUUAUGAAGUGGACAAUAAGAAAACCAUUCACAUCAGUGAGGAAAUAUUUAGAAUGCUUCCUGAGUCACAGCCUCUGGAUUAUCCCUUCAAGCAAUGUGCUGUGGUUGGAAAUGGUGGGAUUCUGAAGGGCUCGAAUUGUGGAGCUGAAAUUGAUAAAUCAGACUUUGUAUUCAGGUGUAAUCUUCCCCCGACUGAGGGAAGUGUCAGUCAAGAUGUGGGCAAUAAGACAAACCUUGUGACUGUCAACCCAAGCAUCAUAGCCCAAAAGUAUAACAAACUGAAUGAAAAGAAGGCCACUUUCCUGGAAAAUAUUGCACGUUAUGGAGAAGCAUUCCUUUUGUUACCAGCUUUUUCCUUCAGGAGCAACACUGCCACUUCCUUCAAAGUACACCACACUCUGAGAGAGUUCAGUGCAAAGCAGAAGGCCAUCUUUUUCUACCCCAAAUACCUCAAAAAUCUUGCUCAGUACUGGAGGACUAAAGGCGUUAAAGCCUACCGGUUGUCUUCGGGAUUUAUGAUCACCAGUGCUGCAGUGGAACUGUGUGAGAAUGUGAAGCUGUAUGGCUUCUGGCCUUUCUCAAAAAGCAUAGCAGGCACUUCCAUCAGCCAUCACUACUACGACAACCAGCUACCUAAACCUGGCUUCCAUGCCAUGCCCAAAGAGUAUAACCAGAUUCUCCAGCUCCAUGGAAAAGGUAUCCUCAAGCUGCAGUUUGGCAAAUGUCACACUGAGUAGCCCAAGAGAUAGAGAAUAUGUGUACUCCCUUGUGGCUUGAUGUUGGAUUUGAUCAAAUGUCAGCUUGUGAGCAUUAAUUUGUGCUAUUAUAAUUCUGAAAUAUUUUGCACUUAAAGAUGGUGGUCUCUCUCUUUUUGUGAUGUCUGUGAUAUUAGAUUCUUGAUAUCUGCCUUUUUUUUUUUUACAUAGACAAAGUCUUCAAAACCCAUAAUGUCCUCUGUAGAUAACAAAGCUCUCUGUAGAUAACAAAGCACAACCUCAGGAAGGUGGCUGUCAAUGAUGGAAGGGUGUUGCUUGCUAGUUGUUAUAGUUGUAUGAUGAAAAACAGGAAGAACACUACCAUUCCCACAUCACUGUAGGCAAAUCUGUGCUUAAGUCCAUUCAACAGUU
Molecule: messenger RNA, 1651 nt
Organism: Sceloporus undulatus (fence lizard)
Lineage: Eukaryota; Metazoa; Chordata; Lepidosauria; Squamata; Phrynosomatidae
Gene: ST8SIA6
Product: ST8 alpha-N-acetyl-neuraminide alpha-2,8-sialyltransferase 6
Exons: 9
Coding region: 8-1261 (417 amino acids)
Biological process (GO): oligosaccharide metabolic process; N-glycan processing
Molecular function (GO): alpha-N-acetylneuraminate alpha-2,8-sialyltransferase activity
Source: RefSeq, a predicted model, not a curated record